AUGGGGUGUACCGAGUCGAUCGGUACGGCUGUUGCAGGCAUGCGGGGGAACAACGUCCAUAUAGCCAACCUUUCAAAAUCACCACGGUUCAGUUCAGAGCAAAUAUCGGAGCUGAGGAGAACGUGGCCCAAACUUGCUUGCGAUCUAACAGGCAACGGUGCCCAGGUGUUUCUACAAAUAUUUGCCAUCAACGAGAACAUUAAGAUCUUAUUUCCGUUCAGGUAUGUUCCUGUAGAUAUUCUUUCGCAAAACGAAGUAUUCAGAGGGCACUCGAGGCGAUUUAUGCAAGCUGUUGGCGCCUGCGUUGAAAAUCUGGAAAAUCUUGACGGAGAUGUUACGACUUUGUUUGUUGGACUUGGUAAAAAACACAUUCAUUUUGAGGGUUUUAAAGUAGACUAUUUCUCAACAUAUGUAACCAGUAUGCAGACAGUGUGGGAUAUUGCAUUGACAGGCCACCACUAUGACAAACAAACCAAACAAUCAUGGACCCAAAUAUUCGAAUUUGUAAUUACACGAAUGGCAGAGGGAUAUCAUAUUGCGAUGGACGAACAAGAAGCUAAGAAAAAGAACCAACUUGCACAUGAGAACGGGAAAAUCAUCUGA
Messenger RNA from Saccoglossus kowalevskii, 603 nucleotides. RefSeq lists its product as uncharacterized. NCBI's taxonomy places the organism in Eukaryota, Metazoa, Hemichordata, Enteropneusta, Harrimaniidae. Gene Ontology annotation, molecular function: heme binding; oxygen binding. The record is from RefSeq and is a predicted model, not a curated record.